AUGAUCGUUGUAGUGUUGUAUCCAAUAUUUGCUGAAGAAGGAAGUAAUAUCAUGAUGUCAGUAGAAGAAGCAUUCAGAAAGCAUCAAGUUGUCCCGGAUGUUAUAUCAGCAGCUCCUACCAAAUUGAUCAGUGUCGAUUACAAUAGUGGUGUUAAGGUGAAUCUGGGCAAUGAACUUACUCCGACGCAGGUGAAGGAUGAGCCGAAAGUGUCGUGGGAAGCGGAUGCUAAAAGCUUGUACACACUUGUUAUGACUGACCCGGACGCACCAUCUCGACAAAAGCCCACGUACAGAGAAUGGCACCACUGGUUGGUAACUAAUAUUCCUGGACAAGACGUCGGCAAAGGUGAUGUAUUUUCCGAGUAUGUUGGAUCAGGUCCGCCAAAAGGCACAGGACUUCACCGCUAUGUCUUUUUGGUUUACAAACAGCCUAAAAAAAUCGUAGAUACCGAUCACGGGCAUCUCACCAACAGAUCAGGCGCAAAUCGCGGAAAUUUCAAAAUCAACAAAUUUGCUACGAAACACAUGUUGGGAAAUCCAAUUGCUGGAAAUUUUUAUCAGGCUCAGUAUGAUGACUACGUGCCCAAACUGUAUGAACAACUCAGCGGUUGA
Cercopithifilaria johnstoni is the source of this 612-nucleotide messenger RNA. NCBI's taxonomy places the organism in Eukaryota, Metazoa, Nematoda, Chromadorea, Rhabditida, Onchocercidae. The record is from the annotation of a GenBank genome assembly.